GGCCCGUUCCUCCCUCUUCCUCCUUCGACACACCACGACUUUCAGCAAUGAGCUUGUAAACAUACCACCGCCGCCCAUCACCAUCACCACCACUCCCCAUCCUUCGCCCUUUCGGCGUCUCCCCCCACACUGGCCGAACUCACCUUCUUCUGCUUCCCUCGCUCGACCAUCCCAUGAUCAUUCCUGCAGAAGGCGACUUUCGGGCUCGUGGCCUCGUCAAAGUCGUUGUCGACCCUUCACCCCCGAGCAACUCGUCUGGAUUCGAACCAGUCCAGCGCAGUGCUUCAACAGGACCCCGGAAGCACGUCCAGGACGAGUGGGUGACAGGAUGGGCCAGCCUGGACCCAACGUACGAGUACCCUCUUCUCGACGACAGAAGGCUAGAUGGGCGUGUCCGCUUUAGCUUUUGUCCAAACGAUGACUCCGCAGCCCUCACAUCCUUUCGGCGCCAAUCUCAGAUCAAGGCUCUCGAUACCGUACCCUACAAGCUGGAGCGCCCCGGCGUCGCCUCUUCCCCAACCCUCUUACCCGGGCACGACGAGGGCUUUCCUCGACGGUAUCGCCCUCCAAGCCAUGUCAUCGCAUGGUGGGAGGAUGAUUUGGGCUAUUGGCUAGUCGAGGAGAGCCCAGGGACGACAAGCGCAUCAUUCACGGACGCAUGGAGCAAGAUUGUUGGUGCCGAUUGGCCACAGUUUGCUGCGACGAGCAAUGGGGAUGCCGUGACGUCCACUGCACUCUCACCAUCAGAACCAUCCAUGCUGCGUUGGGCCGACGCAUGUGAUCUUCUCCUCCAGACGGUCGUCUGUCUUCAAGCAUUGCAUGACCGGCAUAUCUCGCUCAACUGGUGCCAUCCGAAUGUGUUUGGCAUCAGCUACACAGGGACAGUCGUUGUCAACCGCCUCUGGGAGGCAACAGCACUUCCUGGCUUGCAAGUCGGCACCCAACUUACGCAGAUCCUUUCCCAAUCACCCCUGUUCACCCGUGACCCAAUCCACCACAACUCGACCUACCUCAGCGAAAGCUACAUUUUCCGUCACCUCCGCUACCUCGCACCUGAGGCUGCCAUUUCCAGGCGAGUAUCUGCAAGCAAUGACAUCUACAGCUGGGGCGUGCUUGCCUAUGAGCUCCUCACCGGCACGACUGUGGACGGCGGACCUGACUCGCCCGAUCUCACAGACAUCGACUUUCUCGCAGAUGUCCAUCGACACAUCACCAAUGAGAUUAUUCCCCCACACGAUUACCUUCAGCGCGUUGUCGCGCUGGGUGCCACUGUUGAGCCACCACCAAGACAGCUCUCCGAUAUCAUCAUGCUGGCGCUCGCUAAGGACCCAGAAGAUCGCUACCAAAAUUUAGACACGCUCGCCUACGAUCUGCGCAAGCUUUCGCAGAUUUGCCGUGCCAACGGCGAUCUCGCAAAGUUUGCUGUUGGAGAAGUCGACCAUAUGAGCCGUUUCAGCCUCCCUGCUACUGUCAUUGAGCGGAACGCAGAGCUUGAGGCUCUCGACGUCGCCUUCGCCGCUGUUGCCAACGGGAACGCAUCAAGUCGCGUGUUGAACAUUUGGGGACAAAGCGGGAAUGGCAAGUCGCGGUUAGUGGACGAAUGGUCUGCCAAGCUCGAAGCGGACGAUUUUGGCACCAAAUGCCUUGUGGGGCAUGCCAAGCCUGAUGAACACAUCCGCAAGCCUCUCACGAGCUUCGUGCAGAUCUUCCAAUCACUUCUGGACCGAGUGUUGACAGAUCCACGAGAGGACGGCAAGGAGUGGCUUGACCGGAUCAAAACGGCACUGGCAGGACGGUGGCCCUUCUUUGUGUCGCUGUUGUCUGUGGAAUCCCGACGGCUGUUGAAUGAGGAGGAUGCUGUUUCAUUGACCCCCAAGAUAGAGGGAGAGAAGUUCAUUUCGGCUUUCAAAUCUUGGUCGAGGCAGUUCCUGCAGCUGUUUGCGACCAAGUUGCGGCCGCUGGUGCUUGUAAUUGACGAUACCCAGUGGCUCUCGCAGAGUGAGGUGGACAUAUGGCGACAAAUAAUCGACGGCCCAUACCCUUUGAAUCAUGUUGUGAUCGUGACAAUGACGAGAACCACAUCUUCGGUGGCCCCACCCGCCAACUCUCUAUUCUCUGCCAGCUCAACGAGUCUCGCAGUUCAGCGUCUGACAGAAGAGGGGGUUGUCUCAUACAUCGACACGUGCCUGAACGGACGCGUUGCAGCUUCGGGGCAAGCAAUAGCAAGCUUCCUUUACGGAGAGACUGGAGGGAGUCCUCUGUUUUUGCGAACACUCAUGUCGACACUCCUUAAGGAGCAGGUUGUCGCAUUUGACUUUGACAGUUUGCAAUGGCGCUUCGACCUCGUGACGCUGCAAUCCCACCUGUCGGAUGCCAACUUCGACUCGUACCUCGAGAACGUCAUGCGUAGAUUGCCGCCCGACGUGCAGGAGCUGCUAAAAAUCUUAUCUUAUCUUCCGUCGGCCGGAUUUCCCCUGAGCAAGCUAUCGCAAGGUCUGGGCAAGCCCGUGCGAGACUUGGAAAGCCUCAUGCAGGUGUGCGCGGUGAUAGGGAUAUUGUCUCUGCAACCAGAUCACUUCCGGUUCACACAUGAGCGCCAAAGGCAAGCGGCACAGCGCCUCAUCCUCAACACGGAGGGCGUCGCGAUGCAGCGGCGCGUAUUCCAUUUCCUCACUCGCGAGGACCUUGUCAACGAUUACUUGUACGACGCGGUUGAGCUCGCUGUGGCAGCCCAUUCCGCCGGCUUCGAAGUUGCACCGCCAGACGUGGUUGUGACUCUUCUCCUGGACGCAACCGCACGAGCGACGCAUCACGCCAACUUUACGGCGGCUCGCCAUUUCGUGAACAGUGCAGCAGAUAUCAUCGAUAAGUCUGACGGGCUGAAGUGCUGGCUCAAGAAGCACCGCGGGCUAUGCUUCAGAUACGUACGACUCUCUGCAGAGGUAUCGAGCGUCUUUCAUGAUCACGCCGCGACAUUCGCUGCGCUGGACACCAUCAAGCCGCUAUGCGAGACGUCAACUGAAAGCAUCUCUCUCGCCACACUUCUCGUCAGACAGCUUGUCGCGGCGAAUCGCACGCAAGAGGCAAUGGACGUGCUUUUCCAGACGCUGGACGAGUUUGGGUAUAACCCGGAUAACCCACAGGUCGUCAAACUUUGGCAACCCGAGUCGGUUGAAGAUGUCGAGCAGUUUGAGAAGGAGCUUAGAAGCGCGCCGGUCCUCGGUGGAAGUGACAGUGAGGACGAUCACGUUCUCAUCAUGUCCCUCAUUGGUUACGCUGGCCCGACAAUCUAUAUCACGCAGCCUGAGCGUCGCGCCUCCGUGUUCGGACUUGGCUUGAGUGUUGCCAAGGAACUCGGCAAGUUGCACGAUUCCACAGCUUACGUUCUCGCCAUCCACUCCGUCUGCAUUACGCAGGCGCCGAUCCAGAAUGCGCUUCGGGGGCUGGCGUUGCGGAUCACGGAGAUGCGGCCUAACAGACUUCUCACCAACUCGACCCUGAUAGUCCUCGGCGCGCAAUCGCAUUGCUUUAUGGGUCUCGAGCGAGUUCAAGACGUCAUGACCUCUGCGUUCGACGGCUCCGUUGCUCUCGCCGAUUACGAGGUAGCCGCUUACGUUGUCGCGCUCGAUCUCAUCGCCAGGCUGUUCGCCAAGGUCCCGGUCGCGUGGGAAGUGGUUACACGGCGGUGGGAGCUCGUCAAGCCGUACGCAACGACUUCGCAUCAUCUCCUCGUCAAUCUGCCUCACCAGUACGCUGAAUGUCUAGCGAGGCCGAAGCAGCGCGCCCCGUGGGACAUGGACGGCGUUUUCUUUAGCCGCAGCGACUUCAAUUCCGUGCGGAACUUGAGGAUGCACGUUGGCACCUACGACGUCCUGACGCUACGACUCCAAUUGCUCUACGACGCCCCACCCGAGCUCAUCCUCCAGACGCUCAACAGAGGUCGAAAGACCAUUCCCUCGAACGAGGGCGUUGCCACUGGAAGCGAGAUGCACUGGCUUCUCGCACUGGCCGCGCUGCGGACCGGCACCAAUCUUGAUCUACUGGACUCGGGGCGCGAGUUUCUCGCGACGUACGCGCCGUACUCUCCGGACCUCAAUGCGCGGCUCGAGCUCCUCAACACGUACGAGCGGCUCAGUAAGGACCCAUUUGAGGCGCUGAAGGACGCGGAAGCGACAAUCGAGCACUUCGAGGACAAUGAUCAAAUGCUUCUGUCCGGCCUGCUCAACUUCUACACCGCCGACUUGCUCAUCAAGCGUACAGGUUCGCCCAAGCUUGCCGCUGGUUUCAUUCGCGCAGCCUUCACCGCCUAUAAGCUUUACCAAGCCGCAGGUUUGUGCGAGAUGCUGCGCGACCGCUACCCACUGCAUUGCCCGUCAACUCCCGUCGCUCCUCGUGGCCCUACAGAUUUCCUCAACGCCGAUGCGGUGCCGCCCCCGUUGCGACGCGAGUCCGUGUCCGUCUCGGUCUCGGCAUUGACAAACAGCGAUUCGACGGUGAUCUCCAAGAUCAAUGACGACCCCACCACUCCGAACGCGUCAAGUCCCUUCACGGAUAACAAUCUUGACACUCUUGCACUGAUGCGCUCGUCACUCGCCCUGGCGCAGGAGAAGGACUCGCUUGUCUUGCUCUGCACCCUGCUGCGCAUAUUAUGCCAGUUUGCUCGUUGCGAUUAUGCGGCUAUCGGCCUCAGCGACGAGGACGAUAAGUCGACGCUUCGUCUCAAGGCCGCCGGCCCCUUCCAGCGCAUUACGUCUUAUGAUCUGGAUGCCAGCGACGAUGCCGCGCAGACAGUGUGUCCGACAUCGGUUAUGUUGCACGUUGCCCGCACAGGCAUUCCCAUUACGAAGCCGGCCAAGGCGUCUCGCUUGCGCAACGACCCCUUCUACAACGGACGCCAGCCACGCACAUUGUUGUGUCUCCCCAUCAUCAACCAGGGUGGCCAGUCUGGUGUGAUCCUCCUGCUGUCUAUGUCGUCAACUAGUGCCGCCGUGCAAUCUGAGUCGGCCCGCGAGGUGGUCUCAACGCUUGCGACAUUCGCGCACAUCAUCCACACGCAUCACGUCUACACUUCGCGACUCAAAACUGAAGUUACGAUGCGCACGCGUGAGCUCAGUAACGCUCUACAGGCGAAGACCCAGUUCCUGUCACAGUGCUCGCAUGAGCUGCGCUCGCCACUGGCCGCGAUCAUGGGUUUGGCAAGUGUCUUGGAGACCAGCUCAGGCCUAACUGCGGUGCAACACGAACAUUUGCAGACCAUCAUCGCCAGUGGGCAGGAUCUACUCGCUCUCAUCUCGAACAUCCUCGACCACUCAAAGCUGGAGUCCAACUCGGUGCAGCUGGAGAGCAUCCCGUUCUCUGUCCGCGAGGUGGUUGAGGGCGCGCUCGACAUCAUCGCACCUGUAGCUCAGAGCAAAAACGUUGAGCUUACCGUGCUCACUACGCUGAAAUCGGACCCCCCAGGCGUGAUUGGCGACCCGUUCCGCGUUAAGCAAGUGCUUCUUAACUUGCUAUCCAACGCGGUAAAGUUCACACCACCGGGCCAAGCCGGUCGGCGCACUGCACGUGUGACUGUCGAUCGAACAUGGGAGGAUCUUGGCGAUGGGCGCAUUAAGGUGGCAUUGACCGUCGCAGACACUGGUGUUGGCAUUCCAGCUUCUAAACUUCACAAGCUCUUUAAGAGUUUCUCGCAGGUCGACGAAUCCAUCACCAGAUCUUAUGGCGGUUCGGGCUUGGGCCUCGUUAUCUCACGUGACCUUGCGAGGCUCCUCGGCGGCGACUGCACUGUUGAAUCCGAGUUCGGGAAAGGCUCGACUUUCACAUUUACGUUUGUCGCCCAGCAAGAUCCUUCUUGGCAACCAACCAAACUGCGUCGUUUCGAGACGACGCAGGAUGUGUUCAUUCUCUCUGGUGGCGACAUGAUGUGGGGCCAUGUGCUCGAGGAGGAUUUGAAGGAGUUCAACUGCCGACCGACGUGGUUCACAGAACCUCUCCCUGCCGCUCUGACCCCUGGGCACCCGCUGGGUUUCAACAGCGGAAGGUACUACCAAGGUAUCAUCCUUGACACGAGCCUGAUCGAACCAGAGACGCUCGACGAGAUCAAGAAGCUGCAGCCAAACGCUAAAAUCAUUUACGUGGCUAAAGCAACCGAGAUCUCUCGCGAAAUGGAACGAUUGAGCUUCGGACGUGAUGAAAUCCUGGCGCGCCCACUCAAGUUCAAGAGCCUGUACAACAUGAUCAUCCCGCCGCCCGAUAACAAGAAGAAAAGGACAGCGCCACGGUCUAAGCAUAAGAUCAACCGAAACCUCGCGACGGAGAAGCCGCUCGAGGUCCUUGUUGUCGAUGACUCGCCCGUCAAUGUGGCCGUGUGUCGCCGUAUCCUUGAGCUCUACGGCUACAAGGAGGUAGAUGCUGCGAGCGACGGCAUGCAAGCUGUCGAAAUGGCGGAGAAGCACCGGUACGACCUUAUCCUGCUGGAUCUGCAAAUGCCCAUCCUCGACGGGUUUGGAGCUCUCAAGCGCAUUCGCGACAGCCCACUCGCCGGUGAGCCGUGCGUGGCGUCCCUCAGCGCCAACGUCGACAAGGCGACACAGAACCGCUGCACGGAUGCAGGCUUCUUUGCGGUUCUUUGCAAGCCCGUCGACAUCCCGCGCCUGGGCGAGCUGCUCGAGGAGGUGUGGGAGACACGCCAGAAAGCGCUCCAGUGAGCCAUGUAGAACUGUUGGGAACGACCUUCAAAUAUGCCCAUCAAUACAGUCGACUAGACUAUCACCACUACACAUUUCAU
This is a messenger RNA of Cutaneotrichosporon oleaginosum, 6784 nucleotides long. RefSeq lists its product as uncharacterized. Gene Ontology annotation, biological process: phosphorylation; phosphorelay signal transduction system. Gene Ontology annotation, molecular function: phosphorelay sensor kinase activity; protein binding. Lineage: Eukaryota; Fungi; Basidiomycota; Tremellomycetes; Trichosporonales; Trichosporonaceae. The record is from RefSeq and is a predicted model, not a curated record.